AUGAUCAUAAACUUUGAGGACUAUUUAAGUGUCUUAGAACUUUCUUUGGAUUGUUCUUACUUUGUCAAUGAGGGUUAUUCGGAAAAGUCAAACUCAAAGCCAAGGCUGCCUGAUAAUCCCAUUAUAUUUGCAUCCGACAGCUUCUUAGAGCUAACGGAGUACAGCCGCGAAGAAAUAUUGGGAAGAAAUUGCAGAUUCCUUCAAGGACCUGAGUCUGAUCCAGCAACUGUGAAAAAAAAUAAGAGAGGCAAAAAGUUCUGGAAUGUCUUUCAUCUGCAGCCUAUGCUUGAUCAAAAGGGAGAAGUACAAUAUUUUAUUGGAGUACAACUUGAUGGCAGUCAGCACAUUGAGCCUCUGCAUAACUCUAUUCCUGAAGUUACAGUAAAAGAGAGUGAAAAACUGGUCAAAGAGACUGCAGUUAAUGUUGAUGAGGCAGCAAGAGAACUUCCAGAUGCCAAUAUGAAACCAGAAGAUUUAUGGAUGAAUCAUUCGAAGGUCGUUCAUCCAAAGCCUCAUAGACGGGACAGCCCCCCUUGGAGAGCUAUUCAAAAGAUUCUAGACAGUGGAGAACAUAUAGGAUUGAAGCAUUUUAAGCCUAUAAAGCCCUUGGGAUCUGGUGAUACUGGCAGUGUGCAUUUGGUCCAAUUGUGUGGAACUGAUCAGUACUACCCAUGAAGGCUAUGGAUAAGGGUAUCAUGCUCAAUAGGAACAAGGUAUUGGAUAGUUUGCUGACCAUUAAGUGCAAAUCAAUUUGUUUCAGUGGGAGAAAAAAGGAAAGCAGCAUAUACCCAGCAGCAUAUUGAUGAAGUCAAAAACGAGUGGGCAAAAUUUGUUGUUAAAACAUAUAUGUAAACUUGUGGUUGGUGAUCGACUUAUUUUGGUAACCUUGAUUUUACAAGAUAUAUAGACAAUAUUAUUUUUACUUGCUAGAUUG
Messenger RNA from Rosa chinensis, 934 nucleotides. Its product is annotated as phototropin-1. NCBI's taxonomy places the organism in Eukaryota, Viridiplantae, Streptophyta, Magnoliopsida, Rosales, Rosaceae. The record is from RefSeq and is a predicted model, not a curated record. Gene Ontology annotation, cellular component: nucleus. Bases 1 to 675 code for a protein of 224 amino acids. The transcript has 10 exons.